Molecule: messenger RNA, 2298 nt
Organism: Periophthalmus magnuspinnatus
Lineage: Eukaryota; Metazoa; Chordata; Actinopteri; Gobiiformes; Gobiidae
Product: LUC7 domain-containing protein
Exons: 10
Coding region: 505-1737 (410 amino acids)
Biological process (GO): mRNA splice site recognition
Cellular component (GO): U2-type prespliceosome; U1 snRNP
Molecular function (GO): mRNA binding
Source: RefSeq, a predicted model, not a curated record
UGUGAACCUCGGCGCUGUUAUGGGCACGCGCUCUCAGCUCGGUGUCGCGCGCGCGCACCACUGGGGAAGUAGAAGGCGGAAGAGAGGACGCUGAUUGAACUUUAUGCUAACAUGCUACAAAUAACUUAUCUUAUUCACGACUGACCUCACUUUUUGUAACCUCAUGCGCUUUGACGUUGGGCGAAUGGUCUCAGAACUGCGAGCUGAGAACAGUUUUAAACAGACUUGACUUGAUUAGCAAAGGCUAAACAGCAGCGCAACCGCCACAAGUGACAUUUAGCUCAGUUAGCUCCUGCUCUGAGUUAGCUCCUGCUCUGAGUUAGCUCUACAAGGUUCUGCAAAACACCACCACGUUCAAUGUGACAUAUAGCACCGCAGACGGCCUUGGUGUUUGUUUUUAUCGCCGAAGUGAAGCACGGCGGCGGUGUAAAGCUGCCCGUAGAGCCGCGGACACACUGUGGAUGUGCAGAGCGCUGAGCUCAGUCACGGCGCUAACGCGGAAACAUGUCGGCCCACGCUCAGAUGAGAGCCAUGCUGGACCAGCUCAUGGGGACGGGCAGAGACGGAGACACAAUGCGACAGAGAAUAAAAUUCACAGAUGAUCGAGUCUGCAAAAGCCACCUGUUAGACUCAUGUCCCCAUGACAUCCUGUCUGGAACCAGAAUGGACCUGGGAGAGUGCAUGAAAGUCCAUGAUCUGGCUCUGAGAGCAGAUUAUGAAAUUGCUGCUAAAAAAGAGGAAUACUUUUUUGAGCUGGAUGCUGCUGAGCACCUCCAGUCUUUCAUUAAUGACUGUGAUCGAAGAACUGAGAUGGCCAAAAAAAGGCUAGCUGAGACACAAGAUGAAAUCAGUGCUGAAGUAGCUGCAAAGGCUGAACGUGUCCAUGAGCUGAAUGAAGAGAUUGGAAAGCUCUUGGCCCGAGCGGAACAGUUGGGUGGAGAGGGGAACGUAGACGAGGCCCAACAGCUGUUGGAAAAAGUGGAGAAAACUCGAAUUUUAAAAAAAGAGGCUGAGGAUGUGUACAGAAACUCAAUGCCCGCCUCAAGCUUUCAACAACAAAAACUAAGAGUCUGUGAAGUGUGUUCUGCCUAUUUGGGCCUUCAUGACAACGAUCGACGCUUGGCUGACCACUUUGGUGGCAAACUGCAUUUGGGUUUUAUUGAAAUACGCGAGAAGCUGGAAAAGCUGAGGAAAGCUGUUACAGAAAAGCAAGAAAGAAUGAGAGUAAAAAGACGUGAGGAUAGAGAAAAGGAAGAAAGAGAACGACAGUGGGAGAUGGAGCGUGAGCGUGAAUGGGAACGAGAAAAAGAGCGAGAACGAGAGAGAGAAAGGGAGCGAAGGAGGUCCAGAUCUAGAAGUGGAGACCGGUACAAAGAUGGAAGCAGUUCGUCCUCCCAUCAUUCCCGACGUCACCGCUCUUCCCGUUCGAGGGAAAAAGGCGGAGAUCGGGACAGAGAGCGGAGACAUCGACACAAGGAUCGGCAUCGCUCACAUUCACACUCUCAUAAACACAAGAAAAAGAGAUCUUCAAGAGACCGCUCCUCUCAUACAAGAGAAAGAGAGCGCUCCGUGUCCCAGGAGAAGUGGAAAGAGGGAGCAGCAGAGUAUGGAGAGUGGAACAGCGCGGAGAGGACGUCUUCUCCGCACACGAGCCGCACACAGGAUAGAGAACGAUCUGCGUCCAAUGAGCCGGACAGGCGAUCGAGUUCAGAGGAGCGAGAAUCUGGAGAAAUAUGAACAUGUUUCUUCUAAGUUUUUCCAUUUUGAGUUUUAUUUGUUUAGUAAAACAAGGGGCAUGAAGGGAGACUCUAUGUUGCAAAUGCGUUCUACAUAUGUAUGUUACAAGCUUGACAUUGUUAAACUGCAUAAACUUUGCAAAAUGAAAAUGAAAUCAGCCUAAACUUGAAAUUAUCCAGUUGUAAGAGGUCCAGAAUCACUCAUACCAUUUAUGGCAUCUUUUAUUUUACUGAUUGACAUCGGCAUCUUUCAGUGUUUUUAAAAUUCACUCAGUUACAAAUGUGGUAAUGUAAAACUCAAUAUGGAUGGUGAGUAUUUAAGCAUAUUCUUUGUAUUUUAUAUUUGCCUUGUCCUAUUAAUAUUUCCUUCACAUUUUUUUCUUUAAGGCAUGAGUCAUUAUGCGCAAAGAGCUUGUGUUGGUUAUUAAAAGUCCCUAAAUCUGUCACAUCUAUGCAUAUAUCAGCAAAAUGUGUGCUGCAUUCUGAUCUGUUGAAUACAGCGCUUUACUGUGUUUGUCAAUGUACUGGAGAAACCUGUCAUCAAGUAAAACUUCUGCCUCUA